AUGUUGCUCAUACAGGAUGCGGUUCACGAUGACUACGAUUUCCUACAUGUGGCGCUUAACAAAGUGGACAUUUUCAUGGCCGCCUACAGUAUGCUGCAAUCGCGUACAUUUGUUUCCGAUGCAGGAACUUUUGAUAAGCAAGUGUACCAUAUCCGCGAAGUACCCAUAAAAAAACCUCCGAUUGGUUUGCUCAUGUUCACGGUACUGGAUAAAAUUUCCGCAUAA
Messenger RNA from Plenodomus lingam JN3, 225 nucleotides. Lineage: Eukaryota; Fungi; Ascomycota; Dothideomycetes; Pleosporales; Leptosphaeriaceae. The record is from RefSeq and is a predicted model, not a curated record.